GGAAACGUUCACUGCGUACACCGGAAGUAGCCCCUGGUCUAGAAGUGGUCGAUACAGUACUAAGAAUGUCAGUAUCAGUCUGAUACCGUGUCGACGUUAAAAGGCCUCUACUUUGCUCAAUAUAAUCCAACAUUUGACUAUUUACUUUGUUAACUGGCUGAACAUGAAGCGUUAUUGGUGCCAGUAUUGUGAAGAGCGAAAGUCCCGCCUCGACAUGCGGAAGUAGUUUUGUUGUUUUUUUUCUGCCGCAAGUGGUGACAAACCUUCUGGAAGUUUCCAUUAUUCAGUCGAAACAACAACCUUAAGUGCCCGGCAGAGGGCGCGCUGGUCGUCACCAUGGCAACGAGGCUCCAGCGUGUGGCGGUGGUCGGCGCCGGGGCAGCAGGACUGUGCGCUGCCAGGCACAUCCUCUCCAGACCGGACCGCUUCGCCCCGCCGGUCUUGCUGGAGCUGUCGGCCCACGUGGGCGGGACCUGGUGCUACGAGGAGCGGGUGGGGACGGGCGAGGACGGGCGGGCGCUUCUCAGCAGCAUGUACCGAAACCUCAGAACCAACCUUCCCAAGGAGGUGAUGAUGUUCCCGGACUUCCCCUUCCGGGAGCAGCCCAGCAGCUUCCUGCCUCACCAGGAAGUGCGGCGCUACCUGGAGGAUUACUGCGCCCACUACAAGAUCGGCCCUCACAUACGACUGCGCACGGCGGUGGAGGCCGUGAAGGCCGUCGUCACGCCGACGGGGGCCACCUGGGAGGUGACCUCAUCAAACGGCCGGCGGAGGACGGAGACGUUUGACGCGGUCUUCGUGUGCUCGGGGCAUUAUUCCGAUCCGUACAUCCCGGAUGUGGCCGGCGUGGACAAGUUCAAAGGCCAAGUCCUCCACAGCCACGCCUACAGGAGCGCAGACGCCUUCGCCGGUCUGUCCGUGGUGGUUCUGGGGGCGCACGCGUCCGGGUUGGACAUUUCCUUGGAGUUGGCCAACGUCGGCGCUCGGGUGACUCUCAGUCACGGCCGGCCUCCUUUCACCUUCCCUCUGCCCGCUGAGAUCCAACAGGCCGGGCUGGUGGCGGCGGUGGAGGACGACGGCAGCGUUGGCUUCCAGGACGGCAGGCGGGUGCAGGCGGACGUCCUGCUCUUCUGCACCGGCUACAAGUACAGCUUCCCCUUCCUGGACGCCGGGCAGCUGGCGCUGGACAUCCAGGACCACUUUGUGGCGCCGCUGUACCGCGUCAUGAUGCCGCCCGCCUUCCCCUCGCUCUUCUUCAUCGGCCUCUGCAAGACCAUCUGCCCCUUCCCCUACUUCCACUGUCAGGUCCAGUUCGCUCUGGCCACGCUGGAAGGUUCCGUGGCCCUGCCGACCCGGGCCCAGAUGGAGGCCGAGGUCCGGCUGGAGAUGCGGGAGAAGGCGGAGCGCGGUGUGGCGCCCCGGCACCUGAUGGUGAUGGAGCGGAACCAGUGGGAGUACCUCGCCACGCUGGCCAGAGACGCCGGCUUCCCGCCGCUGCCUCCGGUGGUACGCAGCCUGUACGAGGAGGUGUGGCGGCAGCGGCAGGUCCACCCCCAAGACUACCGCAGCCUCAAUUACAAGCUGGUGAGCGACGCCCAGUGGCAACUGGCCCACGCAGAUCCGGCCGUUACCAUGGCAACUGAAGGAAAGUAAGGCUAGUCUGACUUUUAAAAGGGCGCUUUCAGUCAUGAAGUCAAUCAAUCAAUGUUUAUUUAUGUAGCCCCAAAUCACAAAUGUCUCAAAGGACUGCACAAAUCAUUACGACUACAACAUCCUCGGAAGAACCCACAAAAGGGCAAGGAAAACUCACACCCAGUGGGCAGGGAGAAUUCACAUCCAGUGGGACGCCAGUGACAAUGCUGACUAUGAGAAACCUUGGAGAGGACCCCCCUCUAGGGGACCGAAAGCAAUGGAUGUGGAGCGGGUCUAACAUGAUACUGUGAAAGUUCAAUCCAUAGUGGCUCCAACACAGCCGCGAGAGUUCAGUUCAAGCGGAUCCAAGACAGCAGCGAGAGUCCCGUCCACAGGAGACCAUCUCAAGCGGAGGCGGAUCAGCAGCGUAGAGAUGUCCCCAACCGAUACAGGCGAGCGGUCCAUCCUGGGUCCCGACGACUCUGGACAGCCAGUACUUCAUCCAUGGUCAUCGGACCGGACCCCCUCCACAAGGGAGGAGGGGACAUAGGAGAAAGAAAAGAAGCGGCAGAUCAACUGGUCUAAAAAGGAGGUCUAUUUAAAGGCUAGAGUAUACAGAUGAGUUUUAAGGUGAGACUUAAAUGCUUCUACGUUUAGGAAAGAUGGCUGUAAACAGGAAGUGAAAGAAGCUAUGUGAUCACGUCUCACGCAUGACGUUCACGGCGUGGCGUGCACGGGGGUCCCAAGUGCGGCAGCUCAUGUUUAAUAGCCCGCCGCACAAUCACGGACUUAUUUUUAAUCCCCAAUAAUUUAGUGGUAUGUUUUUUUAACUGUCAUUAACCAAAACUGGUGAUAAAAUUAAAAUCAAUUUUUGGA
This is a messenger RNA of Nerophis ophidion (straightnose pipefish), 2508 nucleotides long. RefSeq lists its product as uncharacterized. The transcript is spliced from 9 exons. The coding region runs from base 337 to 1653 and encodes 438 amino acids. Gene Ontology annotation, molecular function: NADP binding; flavin adenine dinucleotide binding; N,N-dimethylaniline monooxygenase activity. Lineage: Eukaryota; Metazoa; Chordata; Actinopteri; Syngnathiformes; Syngnathidae. The record is from RefSeq and is a predicted model, not a curated record.